Messenger RNA from Notothenia coriiceps (black rockcod), 3088 nucleotides. Its product is annotated as cytosolic endo-beta-N-acetylglucosaminidase-like. The record is from RefSeq and is a predicted model, not a curated record. The transcript is spliced from 3 exons. Bases 600 to 1244 code for a protein of 214 amino acids. Lineage: Eukaryota; Metazoa; Chordata; Actinopteri; Perciformes; Nototheniidae.
CACAUUUACACCACACACAUUGGUAAUUGAUCGUUUCUGGUCAUUUUCACCUGGGUGUGGUUAAUAAUAAUAAAUUGUAUUUAUAUAGCACCUUUCAAAACAUAGUUUACAACAUUUAACAUACAAAUACACGGACAGCAAGUGCAUUUAACAAAAUAAACUCAACUUGAGAAUACAUAGUUAAAUGCAUAGCAAAUAAUAAAACAGAAAUACCGUACAUAGAAUGAGAAUAAAUGAAAAAUAAAAUAAGACUAAAAGUAGAAUCACAUAAAAGCAAUUGUAAAAGUGAGUUUUUAAAGGUGACUUCAAAGAGCAGACAGAUGUUGCAGUCCUGAUCUCCUCAGAGAGGUUGUUCCAAAGUCAAGGGGCUCCUUUGUGUUUGGACCUGGACCUUGGAACGACCUUAGGGCUUUAACGGUUUUUAGCUUGAAUGAUAUUUAGGCCACCUGGUGUAUGUGCGGGUUUAUCGUAUGGCAAUGGGGAUAAGCUUAGCUUUGAGAUAUUUUGUUGACCGCAUGGUUCUGCUUGGUAAUUGUUUGUUUAUUUGCUUUAUUAAAUCUCCAUAAACACUUGUUCCUGCUUCUAGUUCCUCGGUGCUGAUGGUUGUAAAGGUUCAUCAAUUUUGUAUGGUGAUGCUAACCUUUAAAUGUGUGUCUGCAGUUCCCCCUGUGUCUGCUGCAGGACUGGGUGAUGGGCUGGAGUCGGUGAGCCAGUUCUUUCAGCUGUGUGGCAACCUGAGUGCAGGCGGCUGGACCAUCGGAUGUUCACAGCUGGAGCUCUGUGGCUGUGCUCUUCGAGAAGUCAGUGUGAGCAUCCAGAGGGAUAGAGAGGCGCAGGAAAUGCCUAUCAGCUGCAGAGUGGGAGAGAUCCUGCUGAUGGAUGGAGCCAGUCUGCAGACCCCCCCUCAUCUGGUCCAGGGCUUGUGUAUUUAUGACGUGGUGUGGCUGCGUGGUGCUGGAACCUCCACCUCUCCCUGCCUGCACCUAAACGCCACUAUGCACUGGGACUACCCCCCGGAGCUUGUGCGCCACUUCAGGGUGUACUGGCGGCGGAUCCCCCCUGGCCAGCUGGCUCUGAUGGGCCGGGCGUACUCUAACCUCUAUAGAGUGACAGAGCUGGAGGUCCCAGAAGCCCCCGGCCUGCUGGAGCUGGUGGUGGAGCCGGUGAUCAGGAAGGGCUUCCCGCUGCCAGAGAGCCACUGGGGCAGAAGGAGCCUCAGCUACACAGAGGCCAAAACAAAAUGACUUUAAGAUCUGAAUGUCACUUCAUUACAGAAUGGGAAGGUUAACAACAUGAUGAACAUUAUUAUUACUUUAAACUAGGGCCUGCAGAAUAACUUAUUGCAAUUAUUUUGGACUGAUAUUGCAAUUGCAAUUCACGAUUUUAUAAGAAUUGUGGGUUUCAGACCAGGUAGAGAAAGUUUUGUAAUCAGAAUUCCCAUUGUCAUUGAAAAAUAUAUUCCAUUUUUUUUGCAAAGGAUCCAUAGAGAACAAAGAUGUUUUGUUAAGUGUGUAGAAUACAAUUUAUCGGCCGGGAAAUCUGUACUUUAGCCUUUUACAAAUGUUGUGCCUUUUGCAAUUUGAAUAAUCCAUAUCGGGAUUUUGAUAUAUUCUAUACAACAAUUGUAUUAAUUGUGCACCCCUUCUUGAUGAGGUAACAACCAAAUGAUCAUUAUUCAAUCAUACCAAGCAGUUUUCUUCAGGGCUACACCUGAAUUCAUAAACAACUGACAACUGGGCAAAAUCCGUCCAGAGCUAAAUUGAAUGUGAUUAAAACGGGAGAACAAUUAGCAUCUUGGUCUUAAAAUGUAGCUUAGCAUUAAGAUUGGAAACAUGUGGAAACAGCUAGCCUGGCUCUGUCCACCUACCAGCUUAAGCUAACUAUCGCAUCAUAUCUCAUUUGUACAAAAACUGUGUUUGGUUUAAAGGGUUUGAGGUACGAGAAGGUUUUGAAUUACUGAUGGUUGGACUAAUCUGUUUUAAUAAGUAAGCUUAUGAUGAUGCUAGUCAGGUUAGCUGCUGCCACCUGUUGCCAGCAUUUGUGCUAACUAGCUAUAGCUUUACAUUUCGUGUUUAGACUUGAGUUUUAUUUAUGUCUUCAUAAACAAGGAUCAUGCAUAGAAAAGCCCAAAUCUGAAUUAUGCCCCCUGGGCAGGAACACGUAUAACAAUCAACAAGCACUCAAAACCUUACAUAGUCUAUCACACUAACCAUUAUACAUGCAAAUCAACAUGUAAAUAUCACAUUUAUUUCUACAACUAUAUGAAAUUAAUAUGAACUAAAAUAUCAAAACACAGUCAUAUAAUGCUGAUAAGACUGGUUGCUCAAUAUCCAUUCCUACUCAUUGAAGUCUUAUUGUAUUCCCCAUAUUGUUUAACCAUUCCUUGUUACUACAUGUUACUUGUAUGUGCUGCAGUACCUUCAGUCUCCUGUGUUGCCUAAGACGGCAUUUGAUAAAGGAUCAUUUACUGAAUAUUAUAUGAAGCAUAUAAAGGGCUAAUAUGCAUGUUCUGUGCAUGACGUUUGCAAAAUGGUCUUAAUCAUAUUAACUCAUAUUACAUCUCAGGUUUCUCAAUGCAAUGGUGUGUUUCAAUAAUAAUCCAUAUGUAACAUGAAGUACCGGUUGGCUGUGGGGUCUCACUUCGGUUUGGUGAUGUAUCGGGUUACAGACUUAUCACUUGACAAGAUUUACCUAUCCAAAUAUACCACAUAUUUAUAUUUUCUUUCUUCUCGUUUUCAUUGGCAUAUGUGGAUUCAGCACUUUUAUACUUGGAUCCACCAAUGUGCUUUAUAUGAUCGAUCUAUGUUAACUAUGCGAGAACAUUGUAAACUGAGUGAACUGAACUGAAGGAUAAUUUCAAAACGGUUUGUUAAAGACUGUAAUACAACAAGCUACAUCAAUGAUGUGAUCACUUUCUCAUACAGUACUCACAAGUCUUCUGUAGGGCCAGCUUUUAUUGGCUUUAUCGUACUUCACUUAAAUCAAUUUGUCAACAUCUUUUGAAUUUGAUAAUAGAAAAUAUUUUGUUAAUCAGUGUGGACAUUUCAUUUCAUUGUGAUUUAAAAAAUACAAUACUUUGUAGAGACAA